Molecule: messenger RNA, 1176 nt
Organism: Pistacia vera
Lineage: Eukaryota; Viridiplantae; Streptophyta; Magnoliopsida; Sapindales; Anacardiaceae
Product: PHD finger protein ALFIN-LIKE 4-like
Exons: 5
Coding region: 60-851 (263 amino acids)
Biological process (GO): regulation of DNA-templated transcription
Cellular component (GO): nucleus
Molecular function (GO): transcription coregulator activity; histone binding; transcription cis-regulatory region binding
Source: RefSeq, a predicted model, not a curated record
GAUUCUUGAAAACAAUUUAAAAAUAUAUAUAUAUAAAAAGAUUAAUCGAAUAUUGAGAUAUGGACGGCGGCGGAGCUGGUGGAGGCGGCGCCGGAGCUCAGUACAACCCGCGCACAGUGGAGGAAGUGUUUAGAGAUUUUAAGGGACGGAGAGCUGGCAUGAUCAGGGCUCUUACUUCAGAUGUUGAAGAGUUCUAUCAGCAGUGUGAUCCUGAGAAGGAGAAUCUCUGCUUGUAUGGCUUCCCUAGUGAGCAAUGGGAAGUCAAUUUACCAGCUGAAGAAGUGCCUCCGGAGCUCCCAGAGCCUGCUUUGGGUAUCAACUUUGCAAGAGAUGGCAUGCAAGAAAAGGACUGGUUGUCUUUAGUUGCUGUCCAUAGUGAUGCAUGGCUGCUGGCUGUUGCAUUUUAUUUUGGUGCCAGAUUUGGAUUUGAUAAGGCUGACAGAAAACGACUUUUUAAUAUGAUAAAUGAUCUUCCAACAAUAUUUGAAGUUGUAACUGGUGCUGCAAAGAAACAACAAGUAAAGGAGAAGACAUCAGUCUCAAAUCAUAGUAGCAACAAGUCCAAGUCAAACUCCAAACCGCAACGAGGAUCUGAAUCUCAGGCAAAGUACUCGAAGCCAUUGCAGCCGAAAGACGAAGACGAGGGCUUGGACGAUGAAGAUGAAGAUGAGCAUGGUGAAACUUUGUGUGGGGCAUGUGGCGAGAACUAUGCAUCAGAUGAAUUCUGGAUUUGCUGUGACAUCUGCGAAAAAUGGUUCCAUGGGAAGUGUGUGAAGAUCACCCCAGCGAGGGCUGAGCAUAUCAAGCAGUAUAAGUGCCCUUCAUGCAGCAACAAGAGAGCUCGCCCGUGAUUUAGUUUUCUCUCUCUUUGUAGACUGCUAACUUGCCCCGUCCAUCAGUUUCUCUGUUUACCAGUUCUAUCAGUAGUUCAGCUUGUGAAUGGUUAUGGAUACUUAAGUUUAGGAGAUCUCAGUUUUCAAGAUGAUACUGUUUAUCUUGUCCAUUUGGUCGUAUGUGAUACAUAAUUGUAGUUUAUCUUUCUUAAUUCAGUAGGCAAAUCCUGCUAUCCAAUUGUUAAACACUCAAAUCUUCUCCCUUUUUGGUUGGUUUAGGACUCAUUUCAUGCUGUUGUAUCGAAUAUUUCUCUAUAAAUCCAACUGCCCCUUCUGCUUUCAA